This is a messenger RNA of Notolabrus celidotus (New Zealand spotty), 2883 nucleotides long. Its product is annotated as protein shisa-like-2B. NCBI's taxonomy places the organism in Eukaryota, Metazoa, Chordata, Actinopteri, Labriformes, Labridae. Bases 628 to 1131 code for a protein of 167 amino acids. The record is from RefSeq and is a predicted model, not a curated record. The transcript is spliced from 3 exons.
GAAAUGAUUAAGUAAUGCCACUAGUACAUUUGUAAGCCACAUACUUCACACCCACUGUAGCUGAAGGCAUUACCCUGUUUGGGCCCCCCUCCCCAAAAAAGUAUGGACACGUCCCUGGAUUAGACCAGAAUUUCGGACUACUUCUGAAUUUAAACUUAUAUUUCCGGGAAACAGUAAGUGAUUAGAUGAGGCAUGGAGCCUGUUAUAUAUUGACAUUAAGAUUGCUAGUAUAAACAUUUCAAAGAAGUAAAAUGGUCAAUUCCGUAUAGGCUUACAUCAAAUAAGCUUAAACUGCCCAAAAACUUAAGCAGAUUAAGUAAAUAGAGUGGCACCACGUGGUCGCGCGACGCAGGGAAAGAGAUUCAAACAUGUAAAAAAGUGAGGGGGAGAUAAACAUCAAGAAGAGAGAAAAGAGAGAGCUGCUCCAGCUUUCUUAGAUUCAAGCCUUCCACCUCCGUUUCUCUCCUAGUUGAUUCAUUCAGACACACAGCUGCUGGAGAUACACACAUUCCCGUCUCUCUCACAGCAGAGCGCACUGGCACGCUGAGGGCGCGCGAAUCUUUCUCUCUGUAAAUUACGGAUCGUAAAGGCUUUGGGGGACUUUUCCCUUUAUUUCCGUGCUGCAGCAUGAGCGAUGUGUGCAGCAGCUACUACAGCGCGGACGGGUUGUUUGUGGACGGCUUCUCCUGCCCCAGACUGGGAAACGCUGCUGCUGCCGUCUACUGCUGUGGGUUUAAUGAUGUGAAGUACUGCUGUGAUGAUCCCAACAGCUUUUUCCCGUAUGAGUAUGGUUACAUGUGGUGGCUGAGCAUCGGUGCUCUGGUAGGUCUGUCUAUUGCAGCAGUGGUCCUUCUCGCCUUCCUUAUCACUGUAUGUGUUCUCUGCUACCUCUUCAUCGCCACAAAACCCAGUCGUCUUGACAACGGCCUCCCCCUUAGGGUGCCUGAAGGUGAUCCCAGUGGGGGGUCCACUCAUGUGAGAGCAACCAGUGCCUCCGGUCCACAAGGCUUCAGGAAACACUUUAUGAGCCGGAAGCUGGACUGCGAUAACCAGCCGCCAGACCCCGAUCUCCUGUUCCAGAGGUGUUUCACAGCUAACGUCACCAGUGUGAAAGUGGAGAGCUCCUCGUAAGCGCUUAGAAGACUUUCUGUGAUAAAACAGGACCAGAAGUCAAGACUUCAACAAAGCCAGAGAUUCAGGAGGUAGACUGCGCUGCUGAGAGGCUGCAGAGACACCGGUUUCUGAUCUAACGUGAUGUGCAGUGGAGGCAGGGUGGAGAAAAAAUUUGCAGCUGAGUACUUCAGACAAAACUGAGCAAGCACACACGAUCAUCUUUGAAGAGCAUUGGAGAAUUUCCUUGUGUGUUAAAUUUCUCUUCUCAUCAAGCUGCCUAAGAGGAUGCUUCAUCGCCAUGCAGCUGUAAACCAUGGAGCAUGACUGGAAUCUGAUUAUCUUCUAUAUUUUUUACAGGAGAUUGAUUAUAAUUGGCCCCAAAGAAAUCCAAAGAUUUGAUACAAAUCAAAUCAUCAACGCAUUGUGAAGCAACAAAAAAGGGACAGAGGUAGUGUUGAAGUCCAGUUUACAUUUCAGGUGUACAGUUUCAUGUGCACCCUACUUAACCUUUGCAGAGAGAUGAGCCUAACACACCAAGACAACAGCAGAGCCGGCGCAGUGAGGCUGUAAAAUCGGGGUAUUUUGGAUUUGUACACUUGUCUGCUACAUUUUGCUCAGGGACUGAAACAUUGAAACCAUUGUUAUUCAUCCAAAUGCUUAAUCUCAACAGUGUGCACACUUUUUAUGCAAGUGUUGAUAUGAGGUUUGGGAGUCACACCAAAGCUGUUGUCUUUUAAUGGAGGCCAUGAUGUUUUCCUUAGAUAAACCAAAUUCAGUCAAAGGUGUGUUAAGGAACCUUUUUUAUGCAAGUUUAUUUAUCAGUAUUUUACCUUUCCUUGAAAGCAGAACAGGACAGCAAAAAAGCAGAAAGACAAAAAUGUCAGAUGGAGUAAAAUGGUAGAUCUUAUGAAAGAGUACUGCAUCAAUAGUAGGUUUAGAGUUGAUCAUUUAGUGCAAAUGAUUAUGGUUAUGAUAAAAGGUUACAUACAAUGUCAAUGCUAAGAUGCCAAAUCACUGUGGGGGCAUGAAUAAUGUGAAUUUAUUUCACAAGCUCAUUUGUGCAAGUACAAAAACCCAGAGCUAGAAAUUCACAUGAUGUUGUUUCUCAGCCAAUCAGCAUUGACUUCAGCUGUUGUCUUUAACUUGCAUUCAGAAUGGAUAAUCAAACACAAGAAAAGAGACACGUCUUAGAAAAAGCUUUUAUUUUGUCAUCAUAUCAACCAGCUUAUUGUGUGCAUUUUCUGCAACCAGACAUGAAAGCAGGAUGCAAAAUGGGUCACACAUCACCUCAAGUAGCAGGAGUAAGCAUUAGAGUCAAUUUGGAUGAAGAGAAUGCAAAACUGUCUUUGCUUUCUGUCAUAUCACACUUUCAGAUUUGCUCUUUGACGGCUACUCAAGCCCUUUAUGCAUGAAGAUUCUGCUGCAGUGCCGUAACGAAGCUCUGCUGUCAUUGUGUCUUUGUACUUAUGCUUUGAACCAUGCAACAGUGUUCCCAGAGCAGCAGAAUUACUUGGUCUCAUCAUUACACCUUUGUGACAUUUACAUUGACAGGGAGGCGUAACAGUCCAGUCUGUAACAGGCAAUGUGAGAAGAGCUUUAAAAUACCUGUAACAUGACCGAACAAAUCCAAAAACAAAAGAUCUGUGUAUGGUUGAUGACAUCAAAGAUAUACACGCACACUUUGGCAAAGGGAGUGGCAUUGUGCUCCAUUCAUCUAGAGGAGUUAGCAAACAUAAACACACUGAAUUAAAACUCUUCCCAGCAUCAAAA